CUCACCAAUUCCACAUCAUCAACUUACAAAACUCUCACAGUUUUCUCUUUUUCGAUUUCAUUCUAUUCACACAUCACCAUGAUGUCAUCUGAUAACCUCAAACAACCAAUCUUAAAUGCUGAUGAAAAAAUCGAUCAUACUGUCUUCGAUAUAGAUGAUCAAGCUACUUCUUUACCUUCAAAUCCUAAUAAUCUUUCAAAUCUCUCUCAACCAUUACCUAAUCCUGUUCAAGCUACUCCAAAGAAAGCUUUACAUCCAGUCAUCAUCAUCAGCAUUUGGAUCGCUCUUUCAUCUUCAGUCAUCAUUUAUAAUAAAUACAUUUUAUCUGAUUUGAACUUUGCUUAUCCAAUCUGGCUCACAACAUGGCAUUUAACUUUUGCUACUGUUGGCACUCGGAUCCUGGCUCGUACGACUAAUCUCUUAAACGGUUUAUCUCACGUUCAAUUGAGUUGGGAUCGAUGGGCCAAAUCGAUCUUACCUAUUGGCGCUCUCUUUAGUGCUAGUUUGAUUUUCAGUAAUAUGGCUUACUUGACUUUGAGUGUCUCGUUUAUUCAAAUGUUGAAAGCAUUCACAUCUGUAGCUGUCUUAGGAAUGUCAAUCAUCAUGGGACUCGAAAAACCUAAUCAAAGAACCAUGUUGAUCGUGGUUUUGAUCUCAUUAGGUGUAGCUAUUGCUUCAGUUGGAGAAGUUCAAUUCUCAAUGUCUGGUUUCAUUAGUCAAUCACUUGCAAUCAUGUUUGAAGCUUCAAGAUUAGUAACGAUUCAAAAACUUUUACAUGGGAUGAAGAUGGAUCCUUUAGUAUCUCUCUAUUACUUCGCACCUGUUUGUGCAACUCUCAAUGCACUUUUGAUUCCAUUAUACGAAGGAAGAGCACCAUUCCAAGAAGCCUUAAACACACUUGGUCCCAUCAUCCUCAUCACAAAUGCAGGAGUUGCGUUUUGUUUGAAUGUGGCAGUUGUGUUUUUGAUUGGAUCAGCUUCUUCAUUGGUUUUAACUUUAUCGGGUGUAGUUAAAGAUUUGUUAUUGGUAGGUGGAUCGAUUUUGAUCUUAGGUAGUUCAGUGACUUUACUUCAAAUCUUUGGUUAUGGAAUCGCUUUAACUGGUUUAGUGGCUUUUAAAACUAAACCUGAAGUCUUGGAUGAAAAGAUCGCUGGAAUCAAAAGAGCUCUUGGACGUUAGAACAAAAAAAAAUUCAUAUGUUUUGAGAAUUCAUUACUUUUUGACUAGUUUUACUUUUACUGUUACCUUCUUUG
This is a messenger RNA of Melampsora larici-populina 98AG31, 1253 nucleotides long. RefSeq lists its product as uncharacterized. Gene Ontology annotation, molecular function: antiporter activity. Gene Ontology annotation, cellular component: Golgi apparatus; endosome; trans-Golgi network. The coding region runs from base 79 to 1179 and encodes 366 amino acids. Lineage: Eukaryota; Fungi; Basidiomycota; Pucciniomycetes; Pucciniales; Melampsoraceae. The transcript has 4 exons. The record is from RefSeq and is a predicted model, not a curated record.